AUGUCAUCAGGACAGGCACUUACAGGCGCACAGUCCCUCUCAGAGGAGGACCAAAAACUAUUUCGGCUAUACGGGAAACUGCCGAACCGCAAAGAUCUACUGGCAAAUAAGCUCAAGGAACGCAAAUACUUUGAUUCGGGUGAUUAUGCAUUGUCCAAGGCCGGGCGUGCGCCGAAGCAGGACGUCGGUACGACAAUUCCGAGCACAGAAAAUGUGCCACACGCGGCGAGCGGCUUGAGUGCCAGCCCGGAGACACCAGCGAGUAUGGGCCUAUCUCCGCCAUCGAAUCAUAAAGGCACUGCACCUGUUGGCAUCCCCGGCACAAGCCCCAACAUGUCGCAGCACCGGCACUCUGUGUCCAUGGGACUGGGCGCGUCGCCAUCGCGGUCUUCGUUUGUCACUGCAACUGGCGUACAUGCGGGUAGCCCAGGGCGCGAGCCCACUAGCUCGCUUGCACGCGAGCAGCUUCCUGAUAUUGGGAAUUAA
This is a messenger RNA of Malassezia vespertilionis, 486 nucleotides long. RefSeq lists its product as uncharacterized. The transcript has 2 exons. The record is from RefSeq and is a predicted model, not a curated record. Lineage: Eukaryota; Fungi; Basidiomycota; Malasseziomycetes; Malasseziales; Malasseziaceae. The coding region runs from base 1 to 486 and encodes 161 amino acids. Gene Ontology annotation, cellular component: cytoplasm. Gene Ontology annotation, molecular function: protein phosphatase inhibitor activity.